UAAGGGACGGAGCGCACAGACUAAGCAGUAGGGCGCAUAAUCGGCGAUGCCCAACGCUCGAUACCCGCUACAGGUAUAUAAGGGCUGGAAGCCCUCCAAAGAAGGGGACUUCUCCUCUCUCCUCACUUUACACUUUCUGCUAUCUCUCUACACUUCAUCUCUCUAUCUACUCUCUCAACUCUCUCCAUAAACCGACACUAACUUGACCGUCGGAGCUUAAUCCGGGGGGCAUCCCCGACUCUUUCACAGGUUCUCUCCCUCCCGACGAGAUCAGACGAACGGAUCGUGAGUCAACCCCACACCAACAAAUAUCAUUGUUCGAUCCGGAGCUAGAUGGGUCAAACA
Messenger RNA from Linum tenue, 345 nucleotides. The record is from the annotation of a GenBank genome assembly. NCBI's taxonomy places the organism in Eukaryota, Viridiplantae, Streptophyta, Magnoliopsida, Malpighiales, Linaceae.